Effrenium voratum is the source of this 1471-nucleotide messenger RNA. Lineage: Eukaryota; Dinophyceae; Suessiales; Symbiodiniaceae. The record is from the annotation of a GenBank genome assembly.
AGACGCUUUAAAGGGAGCGCGCGGGAGUUGUCUUUCCGUCAUGUGCAAUGGCGGCUGCGCCGGGGCACGUUUUUCCCCACCAGGCCCAGCGCCCCCGCUCCGCGCCCUUCGGGCGCGCGCCCGGACAGCGAGCGCCGCUGUGGCGGCAGCCGCGGCGGAAGGAGAAGCGGAAGGAGAAGCCGAAGGCGGCGAAGGUGCAUUCUGCCGACUCGGAGACCGACGAGGCCGAAUGCGAGGCUUCUCCAGGCGGCUCAACUCCCAUCCGAUCGGCGCGGGAUUGGCACGUGCCGGACCUUAAGAUCCAGCAGCUGGUGGAGAGCACUCGCCAGGAGCUGCCGCGGGCCGCUUCGACCGGCCCAGCGAAGCCCAAGGCGGCGGUGUCGCCCUGCCAGGUGAACCGCCCCAUGCUGAGCUGCGGCCGCCUCAAGCGCCAGGACCGGGAGCUGGAGGCGCCGGAGGCCGCGAGCCCCGCGAGCCCGGCGAGUGUCCCAGCGCCCGGCAGCCCGGGCUUGAGCGCGUGGGAGGCCCAGGAGGCCUACGAGGCUAUGGAGAUGGAGCGGAUCAAGUUCUACUUCAGAAAACCUCUGGCAGAAGCGCCCUGCGAGAUGGCGAGAUGCGCUUCCAAGGAGAUGGCGAGAUGCGCUUCUGUUCCUCUGAAGAGAGGAAAGACGCCGGCGCGGGAGGUCGAGGUGCCAGUGACACUGAACUUUGUGGAGACAGGGGACAAGUACACCAUCCGGGUGGAUCCGGAUUUGCGUGUGGGCCCUGAUCGCGGCCCUGAUCGCGAGCCUGGGCAGUGCCUGAAAGGCAUCAUCGAGGAGAUUUCCGGCAUCGCGGCCUCUUGCCAGACGCUCUUCUGCAAUCGCUGCAAGAUGAGCAAUGACAGGCACACUUUGCGGUCCUACAACGCGCAUCAAGAUGUGGAGGUGCUGGUGCGCUUCAAGGGCUGCAGGCCCGGCAUCCUGCAGGCCAGCACUUUGAAGUGGCGGCAGCAGCAGGCGGUGCGGGAGCAGCGCCGGCAGCGUGCCAGGGCGCUCAGCGCUUCAGAGCCGAAGUGCCGGGUCAUGGAGUGCUGGCAGAGCUGCGUGGUGCCGCAGAACGGGACCUACUUCCAAUAUGCGAAGCGUGGCUUGGAGGGGAAGCUGGCCCAGCGCUUUGACCUCCAGUCUGACGGCAAGGCUGCGGAUCAGAGGACUCAGCUUUUCCACGACCCCUUUGUGAGCUUCGGGGACUACCACACCUGGCGUCCCGGGGCUGGCACAAGAGAGUGGGAUCGCAUCCGGAAUGGACCGGCCUACACGCAGAAGUUGGAGUUUGAAUGAGCUCCAAAGGCGGCGUGGCUAGUGCUGGCAAUCGGAUUCCCGCUGAUUCAUGAGCGGGAACUCUCCCACGAACCGCGUGCGAAUUGGUGCAGGUUUUGAUUUGGAUGAGCCAGGAGCGCUACUCUAGGAGGACACUUGGAUCGCGGCCU